AUGUCGCCGAGUUCCACAUACACCGCUUCCGUUGACUACACAGAGCCCAAAGGGGACCUGUCACCCCGACCGGACUCAUUGGAAGCUGGCAAAAAGAAAUUGGAGGAUGACAUCGAUCCUGUCUUCGAGCGCAAAACCAUGCGAUGGGUGGACAUCCGGAUGCUUCCGCUCCUAGCCCUUCUUUACUCUGUUGCCUUGGUGGACCGAUUGAAUAUUAGUGUCGCUAGGACAGCCGGUAUGGGCGAAGCACUGGGACUUGAUAUCGGAUCUCGUUACAGUAUCGCGACGUGCAUGUACUUCAUUCCUUACGUGCUAUUUCAAGUACCUGGGAAUAUCCUUCUUCGUAAAAUCGGAGCACGCGUCUUCCUCUCUUUUAUUGUGACUGCAUGGGGUGCAGUAUGCCUAUCGAUUGGGUUCGUCAAGACCUGGGAAGUUCUCACCGUUUUACGCGUGCUACUGGGUGCUUUGGAGGCCGGACUCUUUCCUGCGCUUGUGUACAUCAUCUCGACUUGGUACACGCGCCACGAAGUUGCAAAGAGACUCGCUGCAUUCUACAUGAUAUCACUAACAAUUGCUGGAUUCGCUCCUAUCCUUGCGUACUGCUUCAGCUUACUCGACGGAAAACGGGGUAUUGCUGGCUGGUCAUGGAUCUUUAUCAUUGAGGGCGCAUUCACUAUAUUCCUGGGCAUCAUCACGUUCCUUUAUGUCCCUGAUUUCCCAGACAAGAACCGGUUCUUGACCCCGGAGCAGACGGCAGUGGUUCUAAGGAGGAUCGAAAUUGACCGUGGAGAUUCAGUGCCGGAUGUCUUGACCCCCGCUAAGAUUUGGUUCCACCUGAAGGAUUGGUCGAUCUGGACUUAUGGCAUCAUGUUAGCGUGUUCGACGGUGCCAUCAUACAUGCUAGCUUACUUCAUUUCUAUUAUCUUGGGCGGUAUGGGCUACGGGAGAAGUAUGUCCCUUCUUCUGAGCGCACCUCCCUAUGGUCCCGCGUUCAUCUCUGCGCUCUUCUUUGCAUGGAUAUCGGACCGAUACAAGCACCGGAGCUCAUACAUCAUCAUCCAAGCCUGUAUUUGCAUUGUCGGGUGUUGCUUAACAGCGUUUUGCCAGCCGCAUGCCGUGCGGUACUUCGGGACUUUCCUUAUCAACAUUGGAAGUGCGGGUGCUAUACCAUGUAUCCUAGCGUAUGGCGCCAACAAUGUCGUAUCUCAGAGUAAGCGGUCGGUACAGACUGCGUUGACUUCGGGCUGCGCAGGUAUCGGCGGAAUCAUUGCUUCCACCGUAUUUCGGGAAAAGGAUUAUCCAAAAUAUAUCCCUGGUCUGUGGGUGACGAUCGGGACACAAAUUGUGCUCAUUGGAGUCGUACUGACCACAGUGGUACAUUUCUCGAGGCUGAACAGGCUGAUGAGAGAGGGUAAACUGAAAGAGCCGAUCCAGGGUCAGCCAGGGUUCUAUCAUACGUUGUGA
Messenger RNA from Desarmillaria tabescens, 1464 nucleotides. RefSeq names its product major facilitator superfamily domain-containing protein. The coding region runs from base 1 to 1464 and encodes 487 amino acids. Gene Ontology annotation, cellular component: membrane. The transcript is spliced from 14 exons. The record is from RefSeq and is a predicted model, not a curated record. Gene Ontology annotation, biological process: transmembrane transport. Lineage: Eukaryota; Fungi; Basidiomycota; Agaricomycetes; Agaricales; Physalacriaceae. Gene Ontology annotation, molecular function: transmembrane transporter activity.